This is a messenger RNA of Ylistrum balloti, 549 nucleotides long. RefSeq names its product UDP-N-acetylmuramate--L-alanine ligase-like. Gene Ontology annotation, molecular function: acid-amino acid ligase activity; ATP binding. Gene Ontology annotation, biological process: biosynthetic process. The annotation marks the transcript as partial. Lineage: Eukaryota; Metazoa; Mollusca; Bivalvia; Pectinida; Pectinidae. The transcript has a single exon. The record is from RefSeq and is a predicted model, not a curated record.
AUGGCUGCGUUAGCGUUACUGCUUCAUGCACUAGGUCAUAAAAUAACAGGAUCCGAUACCGAAGAUGUCUUUUAUACUGAUGCAAUGCUGCACAGUGCUGGUAUACCAUACUAUACCCAUUUUAGCCCCAGCAAUAUCCCCAAAGAUAUUGAAAUGGUAAUAUAUUCUGCGGCAUAUACUAGAGAAAAUAAUGUAGAGCUAGCCUUUGCUAAGCAGAAUUGUACUACCUAUUCCUACCCUGAAGCAUUGGGUUUGUAUUCUCAGAUGCAGGAUUCGUGGGCGGUUAUAGGAACGCAUGGUAAAACAUCAUGCACCGCACUUAUAGGGGCAUUAGCACGUUCACAGAAUCUUCCAGUAAGCGCUAUUACUGGAGCUCGAGUUGCUGCAUUUAAUGACAACGCAUGCUUUAUGGAUGGGGCAGAGGCAUUCAUUGCUGAAGUGUGUGAGUAUAGAGGGCAUCUUAUGAACUUUAUUCCUACUGGUAUUGUGUUUCUGAAUGCUGAGUGGGAUCAUACAGACUACUUCAAACACGAACAGGAGGUGUUUCAG